This is a messenger RNA of Mizuhopecten yessoensis (Yesso scallop), 1809 nucleotides long. RefSeq names its product glycoprotein-N-acetylgalactosamine 3-beta-galactosyltransferase 1-like. The coding region runs from base 37 to 1623 and encodes 528 amino acids. Gene Ontology annotation, cellular component: membrane. The record is from RefSeq and is a predicted model, not a curated record. The transcript is spliced from 3 exons. NCBI's taxonomy places the organism in Eukaryota, Metazoa, Mollusca, Bivalvia, Pectinida, Pectinidae. Gene Ontology annotation, molecular function: N-acetylgalactosaminide beta-1,3-galactosyltransferase activity.
GAAGACAAAAUACGAGAACAUCCGAAAACAUCCAACAUGGCUGCCCUUGGAUUUAAGGGUUUGACGCGGACAGGACUUGUACUGUUUACGGUCGGUUUGGCGUUUGGUUUCUUUUUAACAUACUUUUUUACAACGACACGGUCAUGGACACCGCUAAAUACGGGACAUAUGUCUCGUGCACAAUACGUGAAGAACCUGAUACCACUUCGUCCCGAACACCACAUGGACAAUGAUGAGACGGGCCCAGAUAAGUCGGUGUCCUGGGUGGAUGAGGCGUUUCACAGCCACGCAGGUGAAUCAGAUGCAGAAGCAAAGAUGUUAUCAAAGAAGGUUCGUGUUCUGUGUUGGGUAAUGACUGGGCCUAAUAACAUUGAGACCAAGGCUAGACAUGUGAAAGCAACGUGGGGUACACGCUGUAACAAACUGAUCUUCAUGAGUUCCCAAGAGGUUAAAGAUCUACCAGCUGUUGCUCUGCCGGUUAAAGAAGGGCGAGAUAACCUCUGGGCUAAGACAAAAGAGGCGUUUAAGUACAUCUACAAACACCACAUGAAUGAUGCCGAUUGGUUCAUGAAAGCUGAUGAUGACACUUUCGUUAUUGUGGAAAAUCUGCGACAUUUUCUAAAUGACAAAAUGUCUGAGACUCCAGUGUAUUAUGGGCGGCGAUUUAAGCCUUAUGUUCGACAAGGCUAUAUGAGUGGUGGGGCUGGGUAUGUUCUUAGUCACAAAGCGGUACAGCUUCUGGUGGAAAAGGGAAUAGAUGACAGUUCUGUUUGUCGAUCCGAUGAUGGAGGUGCAGAAGACCUGGAACUAGGACGAUGUAUGCAGAAACUUGGAAUAGAGGCAGGCGAUUCGAGGGAUGAAAUGGAGAGAGAGAGAUUUAUGCCAUUUGUCCCUGAACACCAUCUAAUACCUGGUAUACUCCCAAAAGACAUGUGGUACUGGAGCUACAGCUUCUACCCAGCCAAACAGGGGCCAGACUGCUGUAGUGAUUACGCCAUUACCUUCCAUUAUGUAAACCCAAACAUGAUGUAUGUGCUGGAGUACCUAGUGUACCAUCUAAAGCCCUACGGCUACAACACUGUCAGUCAGGUACAGUGCAAAGGUCAGGAAGAGGUCAUACAAAGGUCACAAGGUCAGGGCGAGAAGAAAGCAGCAGUUGAAGAAACAGAAAAAGAAAUAGCAAAAGAGGAACAUAAAGAAAAAACAGAUGAACAAGUCAAAGAAAAUGAAGAGAAACAAAACGAAGAAACUGGAAAAAUAAAUGCACAUGAAAAGGAUCAAGAAAUGAAAGAAGAAAAUCAGGAGCAAAAUGUGGAAGAAAAAGCUCAUGAGAAUGAAGCUGAAAAAGAAGAAGAAAAACAAGAAAAUACUGAUACAAAGGAUAUAAAGAAAAAUACUGAAACCGAUAACAAAGUCAAACCUGAAGAAGAAAAAGUAGAAAUAGAUGAAGAAAGAUUUCAACAGAUAACUAACAAAAUUAUUGAAAAGGAGAAUAAAGACAAGGUGGACAUCAAUAAUGUAAAGCUUUAUCAGGUGGACGCAGCAGUGAAUACAGACGAGGAAAUCAAAAAACCAAAGGAAACAAUUGAUAAUGUAAAGUUAUACAAACCAAUAAAUAGCUAACAUUAAAUUCAGAGCAUGAUACACGAUAUUUUUGUUAUGCAAUGGAACUUGUAAAUAUGUUUUAUUUUGUAAUAUUAUUCAGUUAAAGUCCCGUUUCAUGAUCAGCAUUACAGUAUUGUUCCUGGACAAUAUGAAUGGAUUUAUUUAUUGUACAAAUGUCUAUAUAACAUGUACAUGUAAUGAAUA